This is a messenger RNA of Colletotrichum karsti, 2379 nucleotides long. Its product is annotated as beta-glucosidase 2. Gene Ontology annotation, molecular function: beta-glucosidase activity. The record is from RefSeq and is a predicted model, not a curated record. Gene Ontology annotation, biological process: glucan catabolic process. The coding region runs from base 1 to 2379 and encodes 792 amino acids. Lineage: Eukaryota; Fungi; Ascomycota; Sordariomycetes; Glomerellales; Glomerellaceae. The transcript is spliced from 3 exons.
AUGGACGUUUUCAAAGCCUUUCUGUGGCUGCUUGGAGCCCAAAGUGCGUCGGCUUUCAGCCAUGUCUAUCGGUCUGAAAACAACAUCACCAGAAAUUGGGAUGCGGCUGCCCAGAUGGCAAAGGACCUUGUCUCGCAACUCACACUUGACGAGAAAGUCACUAUGAUCACGGGCAACUCCUCGGCAGGCAGCUGCAUCGGGGUCAUCACGGCGAUUCCUCGCCUGGGGUUCCCAGGCCUGUGCAUGCUUGACGGCCCAGCUUCCAUCAAUCGCGUGGAUUUGGUCAGCGUCUUUCCUUCGGGAAUAACAGCUGCAGCCACGUUCGAUCGUGACUUGAUCUACCGUCGGGGCCAUGCCCUUGGUGAAGAGUUCAAAGGCAAAGGCGGCCAUGUGAUGCUUGGUCCAUCAACCGGACCAAUGGGUCGUCAUGCCUUAGGCGGCCGUAACUGGGAAGGUUUUGGCCCCGACCCAUAUCUUGCUGGAAUCUCUAUUGCACAGACUGUCCAUGGUGUCCAAGACGCGGGCGUUCAGACAUGCUCCAAGCAUUACAUUGCCAACGAGCAAGAAACCCAGCGUUCCAAUACCAACCAGACUGAUGGCACUCAAGCGGAAGCCAUCUCGGCCAACGUCGAUGACAGAACUAUUCAUGAACUCUACCUCUGGCCGUUUGCCAACGCUAUCAAGGCCGGCACAACAUCUAUCAUGUGUUCUUACAACCGUCUCAACCAAACAUACGCCUGCGAGAACCCGCACAUCCUCCAAACCCUCCUCCGGGAAGAGUUGGGUUUCAAAGGUUACACAGUCAGCGAUUGGUUCGCCACACACUCCACCGCCGAGUCUAUCAAUGCCGGUUUGGACUUGGAAAUGCCUGGCAUCAUCCCCUCGGGCUACCCAGGAGCUGCCACGUACUUCGGCGACAAGGUACUUGAGGCUAUUGAUAACGGCACUGUUACGGAAGCCAGAAUCGACGAGAUGAUCCGCAACAUUCUCACACCAUACUACUUCCUUGGACAAGACGCCGAAGACUAUCCCACCGCAGACCCUGCCCUCAGAUGGGUAACUCUCGUCCAAGAAGUGGGGCUUGAAGUGGCUAAGGAGGGCGGAUAUCUUCCAGAAGAUUUUGUCUUCGAGCACGGCCGUGAUGUGAGAGGAGACCAUGCCAAGGUGAUCCGCGAGAUGGGCGCUGCCGGCACAGUUCUUCUCAAGAACACUAACGAGACAUUGCCCCUCACCAACCCCAAGAUCAUCGGCGUCUUCGGCAACGACGCGGGCGACAUGACAGAUGGAUUCUACCGCCCAUCGGAGGUCCCGGACAGCGUCAAUACGGGCACCAUGAUCAUAGGCGGCGGAUCUGGUACAGGUCGAGCUUCUUAUGUCGUCUCACCUCUCAGGGCCAUUCAGUCCAAAGCAGCGGAGACAAACACCGAGGUUCUCUACGCCACCAACAACGAGCUUCUAGCGAGAAAUGACUUCAGAGGUAUCUACCCGCCCCCAGAGAUCUGCAUCGUUUUUCAGCAAACCUUCGCCAGCGAGAGCUUCGACCGCACGUCAUUUGAACUCGACGGCAACUCCACAGCGGUUAUCAAUAACGUUGCUAACUUCUGCGGCAACACCAUUGUCGUAACCCACUCCGGUGGUGUCAAUACCAUGCCUUGGGCUAAUCACACCAAGAUUGGAGCCAUUCUUGCUGCCCACUAUCCCGGACAAGAAAGCGGAAACUCCAUCGUUGAUCUUCUUUGGGGUGAUGUCGCCCCAUCGGGACGUCUUCCUUACACCAUCCCGCUCAAUGAGGAGGAUGCUGGCCCUCCGGUCGUCAACCUCACUGGGCCCGUCUCAGAUCCUCUCUCUUGGCAGUCUGAUUUCACCGAAGGGCAGCUCAUCGACUAUCGUCACUACGACGCCACCAAUAUCGAGCCACUGUACGAGUUUGGGUAUGGGUUGACCUACACAACCUUUGCCAUCGAAGGCGACGUUGAUGUCAGCUUCGUUGACGGGGAAUCAAAGGUUGCAUCCCGACCAGACUCCUCGCUUCAGGUGCAGCCUGGCGGCAACCCUCAACUUUGGGAAGAAGUUGUUGUAGUCAAGGCGAAGGUUUCUAACACUGGCAAGGUGGCAGCUCAUUCUGUUCCGCAGUUUUACCUGUCGUACCCGGACGGUGUGCCGGAGGGAACACCUCAAAAGGUCCUUAGGGGUUUCGAGAAGAUAUGGUUAGAUGCGGGUGCCUCUUCUGACGUCGAGUUUCGUCUUCUUCGCAGAGACCUGAGUUACUGGAGCACGAGCGAGCAAACCUGGAUCAUUCCCGAAGGCGACUUCACCUUCAAAGUAGGCUUCAGCUCUCGAGAUCUUCCAGUCAACAGCACCUUUUCUAUUAUAGGAUAG